Molecule: messenger RNA, 1890 nt
Organism: Macrobrachium nipponense
Lineage: Eukaryota; Metazoa; Arthropoda; Malacostraca; Decapoda; Palaemonidae
Exons: 4
Coding region: 238-948 (236 amino acids)
Source: RefSeq, a predicted model, not a curated record
CCGUCAGCAUCAGUCUACUUGCGUGCUGGUCAGAAUCACUCAGGGAGGAUAUUCCUACUUCAUCUUUGCCAUAAAAUUCAUUUGUUAUAAAAUGAACCUUCCUGGCACAUCAUAAGUCAACGACAUCAUCACCAUCAUCCAAAAAGCAGAAGCGGCUUACUUUUCAAAACCUAUACAACCCAGGCAACGGCUAUUUCAGUUAAAACCUUAAGGAGUUUGCAACCAGAACGUGCGAAAAUGAUGCUACUACGAUUCAUUCUCUUGUCCACGGUCCUCUUCUCCUGGAGUCAAGCCACCUCCGCGGAGGAGGAGGAGGAACCAGCGAACUUCCUCCUGCCGUCUUAUCCUGUGACUUAUUCGACUGGGAGCAUCCUGCAAAAAUCCGGGAGAGACAACUUCCUAGUUCCCGAAUGGCUACAGAACAUUCCCCAAGAAAGCAGGGUUGCCAAGUAUCGCAAACGGCGAUUCCUCAACUUCCCUACGGGAUCGUCGCUUAUCAUGAGAACUGCGCUGUCAAUCGCCGUAAAGGGCAUCCCCGGAAUCGUUUCAGUGGACUUCGGCAUCAACAUGAACGUCAAGCUGCCGAACAACAGCGACAUCAACCUCGGGAGGAGCCUCGACGGCGCCGCCAACGACAGGAGAGAUUUCCUCGGAAGAAUGGAAACGUUUUUGUCCACAUUCGGAAUUGACGGUCACGAGUGUACUUUGAGGACCAUUUGCGAAGUGGCAGAGCUACCAUUCGAUCAUGGAGUCUUUGGUGAAGUUAUCAACAUGAUCCUAACUGCGACCAUAGGAUCUUCGAGUCAUUACGAAAAUAACGAAAUUACCGACGAAUACGCCGAGGCCGAAUACCACGGACGCGAACACGGUUCGUGCGACUCGAUCUACGCCGGAUGUCCGCUGUCCAUCGCCAACAUCUUGUCCAGCGCAGUGCCUAUCUCGCCCUAGUACUACUACUACUACCUCAGUCGACCCAAACUUGACUGAAGGAGGAGAAGCCUUCCUGUAAGUUGGAAGCUCUCACGAAGUCAUCCAAACUGAGAUUAUACUAUUCUUUCAUGACUUUAAUAGGCAACUUUUAUUUAAGACUGAUUUCUUAAGUUUUACAACGAUCCUAUCUUUCCGUUUCUCUCUUUUGUACGCGCCUUCUUCUUCUUCUUCUUAAGAAUUCCCUUUAGAAAGACUAAGACGGUUGUUUCCCUUAGAUAUAUUCCACCUGAUGUAUUGAUAUGUAACUCCCAGUAACUUGGCCAGCAGUGCAAAGACGAAUUUUCCAUGUAAUAGAUACUGUUUAUAUAUGGCCCCCCUCCCACCCUUCCCCAUUCUCCUUUCACCCGUUAUCUUCAACGGUCUCUUCCUAAUUCUCGGUUCACUCCUCAAAGUUGGGUCGAUAUAAUUACCAAUAGUGGAGUUUUUUUUAUAUGUUGAUUUUGUUACCUUAAUUUAUUGAAAUGUUAUUUAUUUUUUGCUUCGUAUACUACUGUUAUUCACAAGCAGCUGUACUACAUGUUGAGCUUCUUUCUUUUAUGAAUUUUCAGUUGGUUCACUGGACCAACACGAUAUUUUUUCACUAGUGAAAACUGCCAGACAGAUAGACAUACAGAAAAUCCUUUAGACAGACAGUGAUGAAGGUUAGGGAGACUCUAAUCAGUUUGUAAAUAAAACUGAAAUUUAUUAUGGACCUCAUAUACACAAAUACGUAUAUGCAACUCUCGACGAACUCCAUGAGUCCAACACUAUUUUUUCUUCAGAGCUUUAACUGACUUUUCUCUGUUGACAUAUAUGAUUUAGAUGUUUAUCCUCAGAACAAAUAUUAUUAAAACGAAUACCAUUUGCUCAAUGUGAAACGUAGACAUAUUAUAGAUUUUGCAAAUAAAUGUUAUUAUUUCA